Messenger RNA from Aspergillus lentulus, 624 nucleotides. RefSeq lists its product as uncharacterized. Lineage: Eukaryota; Fungi; Ascomycota; Eurotiomycetes; Eurotiales; Aspergillaceae. The record is from RefSeq and is a predicted model, not a curated record.
AUGUCAGGAAAAACGCUCGAAAAAGAGGCCGAUACGGCCGUCUGCCAUUCGACCUCUUCGUUUCGGUCAGAGCGUUGGGAUCGCGAUACCGCGGAAGACAGUCAGGAACAGUGGGAGCGACUCGUCUGGGAAUGCCAGAAGCUGACGCUAAUCGAACGCUGGCCGUAUCAGCUCCGUGCCGAAUUCGAGUCCACUCCGCCGUACUCUCCGCCUGAAAACGGCGAGGAGAUUAGACGCGUUCACGGCUGGCAGACCGUCUGGCUGCGGACAUGCUACGACCCGGAUCUCGCGAGCAAAUACGAAGAGAUGAAACAGAGAUCCGAAGUGCCUGGAUCAGGCGUCCCAGAGGACAAGGUCCUGGGACCAUGCCUGCUACAAUUUCGACGACGGCAGCGAGGACUCAUGGCGUCGAGUGCUGGUGUUAACCUGUUGGACCGAGAGGCCAUUGAGUCUGGAUUGAUUAGAAUUCUCUGGCUCGAUGAGCAUGGGAAUAUCGUCUGGGAUAACCGGCUGGACCCCUUUAGGACCAACUUGGACGGCUUAGCAGGAGCACUCCUCAGCUCUAUCACUUUGGGGGAAUUGGCCAACUGGAACGGCACCCGCGGGGCUGAGGUUAUUCGCUAG